GUCAAUUUUGUUUAGAAUAAGAAACCUGUGCAUAUAUACCUAAUAGUCUCCCUCUCUUUCUCCCUCCAUGUAUGUGUGUGUGUGUUGAUAUACACGCAGAGAAAACAAUCCACCUGGUUAGGACUGGAAAAAUGGAAAAACUCCCUAAUGAUAUAACUGCUGAUAUUCUGUCGAGAUUGCCUGUCAAGUCUCUUAUGCAAUUCAAAUGCGUGAGCAAGCCAUGGCGUUCUCUGAUUUCCAGUUCAAAAUUUGCCCAACUGCACCUUAAAAGAUCAAAGCAAGACACCAUUACCAACCCUUACAAACUCCUGAUCACAACAUUUCCUCGUCAAUCUAUCGUUGACCACGAAGCAUCAAGCCAUGACAGCAACAAGGAGUUGGAAGCAAUAUCAGAGCUUGAAUACCCAAUUAGAGUUCCAGAUCUCGAAGCUGAAGUCGCAGGAUCUUGUGAUGGGUUGGUCUGUUUGGUGGUUGACUACGACAACUUCAUUUUAUGGAACCCAACUACUAGAAAAUCCAUGGAGUUGCCAAAACUUAAUCUUUCUCCUGAUCAAGGUAUUCCUUUUUUGGUAUUGGCCAUGAUUUUUCUCUUGAUGAUUACAAAGUAGUGAGAGGUGUUAGCUUCGAAUCUUCUGAUGGGUCUAAAGAAACUAGAAUUGAAGUCUUGACAUUGAAAUCCAAAACUUGGAGAUCAAUGACCCAACACCAUAGUUCUGGUUAUACUUAUACCAUGAUGGAAGGACCUAGUGUUUCUUUAAAUGGGGCUUUGCAUUGGUUGGAGAGACCAGGAAACAAUCAAAACGAACCACUUCAAAUCUUUUCAUUUGAUCUGGGGGAGGAGAAAUUCAUAGACUUCGUGCCAU
Molecule: messenger RNA, 863 nt
Organism: Carica papaya (papaya)
Lineage: Eukaryota; Viridiplantae; Streptophyta; Magnoliopsida; Brassicales; Caricaceae
Product: F-box/kelch-repeat protein At3g23880-like
Molecular function (GO): protein binding
Source: RefSeq, a predicted model, not a curated record